This is a messenger RNA of Thamnophis elegans (Western terrestrial garter snake), 504 nucleotides long. Its product is annotated as protein sidekick-1-like. Bases 1 to 489 code for a protein of 162 amino acids. The record is from RefSeq and is a predicted model, not a curated record. Gene Ontology annotation, molecular function: protein binding. NCBI's taxonomy places the organism in Eukaryota, Metazoa, Chordata, Lepidosauria, Squamata, Natricidae. The transcript is spliced from 5 exons.
AUGGGCACGCUGAGAGAGCUGCCCCAUCCGCCACAGAACCUGUUUGCCGCUCUGAAUUCCUCCUUCAGCCGCAGCGUCAUCCUCUCCUGGGUGAGACCCUUUGAUGGAAACAGCCCGGUUCUACAUUACAUCGUCGAAGUCUCCGAGAACAAUUCUCCCUGGAAAGUUCAUCUCUCCAAUAUAGAUCCCUCAUUGACCAGCAUCACUGUGAGCGGGCUGACCCCAGCCCGGACCUACCAGUUCAGAGUCUGCGCCGUUAACCAAGUGGGCAAAGGGCAGUACAGCCUGGAGACCAGUAGAUUGAUGCUGCCCGAAGAACCUCCAAGUGCUGCGCCUAAGAACAUUGUGGCUAGCGGACGGACCAAUCAGUCCAUCAUGGUCCAGUGGCAGCCCCCUCCAGAAAGUGAACAUAACGGUGUUCUCCAUGGCUACAUCAUAAGGAGCAACAACCAGAAGCCCCAUGGUCAAAAUCCACGUAUCUUGAGAUAAGUCCUAAUAUCUUUG